This is a messenger RNA of Hyposmocoma kahamanoa, 2556 nucleotides long. Its product is annotated as dynein heavy chain 8, axonemal-like. Bases 286 to 2556 code for a protein of 756 amino acids. Gene Ontology annotation, molecular function: dynein intermediate chain binding; minus-end-directed microtubule motor activity; dynein light intermediate chain binding. The record is from RefSeq and is a predicted model, not a curated record. Gene Ontology annotation, biological process: microtubule-based movement. Gene Ontology annotation, cellular component: dynein complex. The transcript is spliced from 17 exons. Lineage: Eukaryota; Metazoa; Arthropoda; Insecta; Lepidoptera; Cosmopterigidae.
GAGGGCGGUGAUGUUGCCCAGGCAGAGGUAGACGCUGGUGCUGCCGCUGACGUUGCUGUUGGAGAAGCUGACAUUGGAGAUGGUAUUGUAACCCAAGAAAAUGUUGAUGAAACUGCUACAAAAAUUGAAGAAUUGCCUAAGAGCACCGAGCACCACGUAAAGUUGCAUUCUGAUCAUACGAGACCUACAUUCGGCGAUGCCGACCAUGUUGAGGUGGAUCGAACUAAUCUGGAGGCUAUCCUUGACGUCGCCCACCGUCUGCAAACGAAGAGGAGCAAAAAGUCGAUGAGCACAUUGGCUUUGGCGUCCGAAUCUUACAAAGAUAAGCAAGCAAAGGCUAAGGAAGCUCGUAACAACCGUAUAGGAAAUUUGAAGAGUCAACACAGGUACUUGCUAGAGAUUUGUGCACUGUUUUUGAACAAGCCUGUUGAAUAUGUAUUGGAAGGUGUAUAUGAUGCCGAUGUCCAUAUAGACAUCCUCGAGAGUGCCGUUGCUGAAGGUGGUAGGUGCAGUGCUAUGCUCUGUAAUGCUCUUAUGCCACCAUUGAAAAUGGAAUCCGGUAGGUACAUUCCAAAUCAGAAGGGCUGGAUGGAACGAACAUAUGUAUCUGAUGGAGACACUAUAGGUACAACCGGUCAGAUGGUAGCCAUGUACAGGAUAAAAAAUAAGCUCGUUGAGUCAAAGAAUAUUGCUGAUGAUUACUUCUUCAUGAUGUUUGAUAUAAAUCCAGAAACUGAAAAUGUGGUAUCUGCGGUGUAUAACUCACUAAUGCGAACUAUCGUACCAGCUUUGCAAGUGUGCUCAGGAUGGGGAGAUGUUAACCCGCCCAAUCCUAAAAGUGAAAAUAUUAUAAAGUAUUACAUUUCCAAAGUCUUGCUCUUUAUGGAUUAUCUUGCAAAAACGAAAAUGGACCUUGAUUGCUGUACAAAGUUUAAAGUAAACAUGGAGCUGUAUGAUGAAUUAUCAGAUCACGAAAAAAUGAAGGUUGCUAUAACAAAGAUGCAAGUUCUAGAAGAGAUCGGCUCGUAUGUGAAACAAUGGUCCAAACAGAUUACUAUGGUCCUAGUACAAAGUAAACAACUCCGUCGCGAGUCCUCUAAUAUUGGACCGUUAGCAGAGUUAGACCAUUGGCGCCGUCAACUCACUACAUUUACGUCAAUUAUUGAGCAUAUCAAGAGUGGUCCGUGUCAGAUGUACUUGCAUGCGCUUAUUAUAGCCAAGUCUAAGCUGUUAAAGAAAUGGAGACAGUUGGACAAUCAAGUGACAGAUUAUUAUAACGAGUCAUCAGACAACGUGAAAUAUUUGUACGCUCUUGAGAAAUACUGUGAACCACUGUACAGAUGUGAUCCGUUGGCAAUGCAACAAUACAUACCAGGUUUACUUUACACGAUACGAAUGAUAUUCGCUACAUCUCGGUACUAUAACACUACUAAGCAGAUAUCUACCCUCAUAGUCAAAGUGACCAAUCAGAUAUUGAACACGUGCAUGGAUUAUCUGACCAUAGGCGGGAAGAAGACUAUAUGGAAUCAGGAUAAAUUGAACUUUAUGAACAAAGCGAAGCUAUGUUUGGCCUUGUAUGCCUUCUAUCGUGAAUGCUAUAAUGAGACUCAAAGGGAAAUGCUAGAAGCCGCAGACGAACGGCCUUUUGAUUGUUCUGAAAUGUAUAUUUUCGGCAAAUUCGAGACUUUCAAGAAAAGACUACUGAAGAUAAUAGAUUUAUUUCAAACUUAUAUCAAAUAUUAUGUCUUAAACAAAACGACUUUAGAAGGUAUUGAAGAAUUUGCUGCAACUUUUAAUAAGCUUUUCAAACAAAUUUCAAGUAAAACAUACGAUGCUCUGGACCAUAGACGUCCAGAUUUCGACAAAGAUUACAAAGCGUACAAGGAUAACGUUGCAAAUAAUGAGUUGUUGCUUGAGAACUUUAUGAUACAAAGUGUAAAUAAAUGUCCCACAACGGAGAUUGCUUUACUCCUGCUUAAGAGAUUCGAGAGGUUGAAUUUGGAGUGUCUUUAUCUCGAAGAUCAGUAUUACGAUUUAAUUGCCAAAUAUACCGAGGAGAUUGAGGAUAUUCGUGAUAGGUAUAACGAAGAACGCGAACAUCCGGAUUUGCCUCACAACAUGCCACCAGUCGCAGGCAGAAUAAUGUGGAUAAGAUUUUGCGAUAAUAACAUCAAGAAACCUAUGCAGACAUUUAUAAAGCAUCACGAAGUUAUCACCCAUAUGAACACUCAAAGGUGCAUUAAACUUUUCAACGUUAUGCAAAUCGUUUUUACCGAAUACGAGCUUAUUUAUCAUGCUGCGUGGGCUGAAAACGUUGGACAGGUACGACUUGGAUUGAUAGCGCCUCUUCUAAUUCGACAUCCUGCCACUAAUAUGUACGUGGUGAACUUCAAUAUUUAUAUACCAGAGUGUAUUAGGGAAGUUGAAUAUAUGUGGCAGUUGGGGUUGUCCGUGCCCGAUGAAGCUCAAAUUGUGGCGUUUUGUAAAGAUAAAAUAUUCGAAAAUUUCGAGAGGAUAUACUAUCUUGUUCACAGAAACAAUCAAAUUAGACAGUGA